Messenger RNA from Bipolaris maydis ATCC 48331, 1098 nucleotides. RefSeq lists its product as uncharacterized. The record is from RefSeq and is a predicted model, not a curated record. Lineage: Eukaryota; Fungi; Ascomycota; Dothideomycetes; Pleosporales; Pleosporaceae.
UUCUCGAUAUUCAGCCAAUUGCCAGUAGAAAUUCAGCUACAUAUAGUCGCCAUGUGCUCCGUUAGCACCCUCUUCCAACUUAUGCACACCUCUUCAAAACUUCGAAGAGAAGCUUCAAAGCUCUUCUGGGGACAAAAGGCCACCUAUUUCCUCAUUGAAGCUGAGUGGCUUAUUGACAAAGCCUACCCAGGCCAGUCGUUCUGGGACAUGGCUUUUCUCGCAAACGUGCAAAACGUUGAAGUGGAGUACCAGCCAGUUAUUAGCAAGAAGAUAUGUAUCCAUGAGCAUGGGACGCUUGUCCUUCGACAUGAUCUUAUUAAUACCUUCUGGGAUGCUCUAAAGCAUUGGUGUCCUAAUCUGCAAAAGGUUAUUCUAAACCAGAGCAAAGGAAGUUAUAGCCUGGAAGACGAUAACGAACCAUUUCCGCGAGCGCUACAAUGUUUACUUCAAGCAUGUCCUCCGAGCAUCAAGUGUUCUCUUCUCUAUCUCGAGCAGAAGCCCCAAUCUGCGACUGGAAUCCUGCAGUGGCGUACUGAUCCCUGGCAAAGAUGCUUAUUCCAGUACACAGAUGAUAGGGGAUGGUUGAAGACAGAGCCACAACGUAUGCGGAGGACAAUCCUCGUGCCACCUAAGCAGUUUAAAGGGCCAGUUGGGCAUUAUAUGGGACUCCGGUAUCAGGCUCAUAAGAAAAUUCCCCUACAAAGGCUUGGCCUGUGGCCGCUUACAGUAGAAGCGCUCGACUGCUACCAUUUUGAUGGGGUACGUGAUAAGCCCUUCUCCUGCCCACUCUCUGGUUGUACUGCCUAUUUCAGCCAGGGUGGAGAAUGGUCAGUACAUGCUGUAGAGGUACAUUACCGCGAGCAGAAAAAACUACUAGAGGUUUUGCCUAGCAAUCGUAUAGGGGCUGAGCUAAGAGAACGUAGCCAGGCGUUAGAUAGGAAAACAAAACAAAUCCAAGAGGAGUUUACGAUGAUAAGAGAGGCAUGGGUUGCAGGCGAUGAAACAGCUCAGGAAGAAAUAUGGCAAUUAUGGAUGGAGCAAUUGCAUCACGAUGCCGCGUGGGAGGCUCAAGAGACUGGAAUGAAGAGCACGCUCUGG